AUGGCAUCAAACAUUGAUAAUAAAAAUCCAGUUAAUAACAAAAAAAAGUGUGCUUUACAUCCAAGUAAAAAUAUAAAAGUAUUAUGUUUACAAUGCAAAUAUAUUCCAUGUUGUAUUAUAUGUAUAUCAAGUAAAGGAGAACACCAUGCUCAUAAAACUGAUCCAAUAGAGUCAAUAAAAAAUAUUCUUUCAUUUGUUAAUAGUUUUAAAGAUGAUGUAUUUCCAAAAGUAAUUGAAAGGAUUGAAAAUAAUGAAAAAAUAUUGCAAGAAUCAAAUGAUAAAUUCAAUGAAAUCAAAAUUCAAUAUGAAAAAAACAAUAGUUUGUUAAAAUCUGAAAUGAAAAAAAUUCAUAUUUCAGUUCAAUGUAUUGAAAAUGAUAUUGAAAAACAACUAGAAACCAUAUUCGAUUCAAAUACACUAAUUAAUCAAACUUUGGAUUCAUCAAUCAAUCAUGAUAAUGAAAAACUCUUAUCAAUUUUUAAUGACCAAGAAAAUAAUACCGAUACUCUUAAAACAACAGAUACAUUAAAAAAUCAUACUACUUCAUUAAUUGAUGAAGCAAUAUCACAUUUUAUUAAUAAUAAUAAUAAUAAUAAUAAUAAUAAUAAUAAUAAUAAUAAUAAUAAUAAUAAUAAUAAUAAUAAUAAUAAUAAUAAUAAUAAUAAUGAAAAUAAAAGUAAAUAUGAGGAUAAUGAUAAAAAAUUCAUUGAAAAGUUAAAUCAUUUUAUUAUAAACAAUAAAAAUCAAGAAUGUUAUGAUGGGGGUGAAGAUUUUAAAGUAGAUACAGGUAUAAUUGAAAUAAUUAAAAAAUAUCAAGAAUCAUUAAUAAUUUUAAAUAACCAAGUUCAUAUAGAUAAUUCCAAACAAUUAAAAGAAUACAAUAAACAAACCAUAAUUUUUAAUGAAAAUUUAAUAAAUGAUAUUCGAAAUGCUUUAAAAUUAAAUCAUUCCAUUAUUAAUAGUAUUCGUAUUUUAAGAAUUAAUUUGAAUAAUAAAAAUAACAAUACAAUUGAAAAUAAUUAUCAUAAAAUGAAAAACCAUCAACAUCAAUCUCGUCCUUAG
Dictyostelium discoideum AX4 is the source of this 1062-nucleotide messenger RNA. RefSeq lists its product as hypothetical. The transcript has a single exon. Lineage: Eukaryota; Evosea; Eumycetozoa; Dictyosteliales; Dictyosteliaceae. The record is from RefSeq and is a predicted model, not a curated record. Bases 1 to 1062 code for a protein of 353 amino acids.